CCUUUAGGUUGUUUUUGUUUAUUUUGCAUAGUUUAUAUAAAAAUAGUUACUCACAAAGAUACAUUUUGAGAAGCUCUGUUAACUGUGAUCAUAGUAUUAUUAUUCGGUCGUUUACGCUCUUAUUUUCUUACUUUCAGAGCUUUGUUAUCACAUGCUGAUUUAUCCGUGAGAGCAAGUUUGUGCUCUGUUGUAAAAAAAAAACAGGAAGUAGGUUGUCUGUGGAGGAGCUGAUGGUUCAGUGACUUUACACCAGAGGUUCCCAAACAAGACUGACCGACAUGAGCGGCACAAAGGAAGUCACUUUUGAUCCGAAAGAACAUCAGCAUCUGCGUUACAAUCCUCUGAGGGACACCUGGGUCCUUGUGUCGGCCCACCGCAUGAAGAGACCCUGGGCAGGUCAAGUAGAAAAACCUCCUGAGGAACACAUACCCAGAUAUGACCCCCGCAACCCACUCUGUCCCGGGAACACGCGUGCAAAUGGCGAGGUAAAUUCAGACUAUGACAGCACUUUUAUUUUUGAAAAUGACUUCCCCGCUCUGCAGCCAGAUGCUCCAGAUCCUGGUUCAGAUCAACAUCCAUUGUUCCAGUCUAAAGCUGCCAGGGGCAUCUGUAAGGUCAUGUGUUUCCAUCCUUGGUCUGACGUCACGCUCCCUCUUAUGAAAAAACAUGAGGUUCUCAAGGUAAUUGACAAGUGGGCAGGGCUUGUUGAAGAACUAGGAACCAAAUACCCCUGGGUUCAGAUCUUUGAGAAUAAAGGAGCUAUGAUGGGUUGUUCAAAUCCACAUCCUCAUUGCCAGGUGUGGGCCAGCAACUUCCUGCCUAAUGAGCCGGCUCUGUCAGACCGCUGUCAGAGAGCAUACUACAAGAAACAUGGAGAGCCGCUGCUGCUGCAAUACGCCAGACAAGAGGCUGAGAAAAAGGAGCGUGUGGUGGUGGAGAAUUCUGAUUGGCUGGCAGUGGUUCCAUAUUGGGCAACGUGGCCCUAUCAGACACUGUUGUUGCCACGACGACAUGUCCUUAGAAUCACUGACCUGACAACAGGGGAGAGGGAGGGUUUGGCUGACAUUAUGAAGCGCCUGCUGACCAAGUAUGACAAUCUGUUUGAAAUCUCUUUCCCCUACUCCAUGGGCUGGCACGGAGCCCCGACCGGCACCCACUUAAAGGAAGACAACUCUCACUGGCACCUGCACGCUCACUACUACCCUCCUCUGCUGCGUUCAGCUACGGUUAAGAAGUUCAUGGUGGGGUAUGAGAUGCUCGCUCAGGAGCAAAGGGACCUGACCCCUGAACAGGCUGCUGAGAAGCUAAGGAACCUCCCAGAAGAGCACUAUAAAACCAGAGAGAACCAGGAAAAAGAAGGAGGAAAUGAGAAAGAAGGUUGAGGAAAACAGAAGUCAGAGUGAAAUGACCUGUGUGAUGAUUAGAGGAGAGGUUGAAAAUUGAAGGGUUUUGGAACAAAACAACUUCUCUGAACUGGUGCAACAUGUAAAAGUGCCUUUCUGAACACAGGGCUCUGAGAUAUUUUUACUUGCACAAUAUAAAUUAUAUGUAUAUAUUUUGAAUACAUUUCUGUAUACACAAAGCUGGUACUGGGUUUCUUUCUGCAAAUUAUAAAAUGGACUUCAAACAAAAUGUGCUAUGAAACCCAUCCUCCAUGUUUUAGGGAGAUAAUGAGAGAACAUUAUUCUUUUCUUCUCUGCUGUCCCUUCUGCUUGAAUUUAAACAAACUUUGUUUGUUGUUUGGUUAUGUUGGAAACCUUUCAACCACGAAGCUUUCUCUUCCAACAACACAACAAAUUAUUUGUGAUUCAAAUGAAUGCUUUUGUUUCUUGUAAAUGUUUUUACAUGGAAAGUAAUUCUUGAAUUAGUUUGACAGCUCUCAGCCUCAAACAUGUGACAGUGUAAUUCUUAAUUUUAUAUAGAAAAUAAAUGAUUUAACAGA
This is a messenger RNA of Dicentrarchus labrax (European seabass), 1942 nucleotides long. It is a transcript of the gene galt, whose product is annotated as galactose-1-phosphate uridylyltransferase. Gene Ontology annotation, molecular function: UDP-glucose:hexose-1-phosphate uridylyltransferase activity; zinc ion binding. The transcript is spliced from 11 exons. The coding region runs from base 279 to 1382 and encodes 367 amino acids. Lineage: Eukaryota; Metazoa; Chordata; Actinopteri; Moronidae. Gene Ontology annotation, cellular component: cytoplasm. Gene Ontology annotation, biological process: beta-D-galactose catabolic process via UDP-galactose, Leloir pathway. The record is from RefSeq and is a predicted model, not a curated record.